UAAGUUCAUAGAGUUUAUUUACAUUUAAAUAUUAAUAUAGCCAUUUGAGCAAUUUUGUAGUUUACUCUUGUAAGAAAUUUGACGAAGCAAUUUAAGUAUGGUGGAUCCCAAUUUCAUUGAAGUAAAUGAAAUUACUGGUUAUUGGUCCUAUUUGUCUAGUAUUGACUGGAAUGAUCCAUGGCUGAUUGGGCUAAUAGCAAUGCAUGUUUUGACUACAGUGACAACAUUGGCCACAAGGAACCACACAAAUUUCCAAAUAUUUUUAUUUCUAAUACUUUUGUCAGCGGCAUAUUGCUCUGAAAGUAUUAACGAAAUUGCGGCCGCUAAAUGGAGCAGCUUCUCGAAACAACAAUAUUUCGACAGUAAUGGUCUCUUUAUUUCAACAGUGUUUUCAAUACCAAUAUUGCUAAAUUGUAUGCUAAUAAUUGGAGCCUGGUUGUACAACUCACUACAACUGCUGGUUAAGCUAAAAAGAGCCCAAUUAUUGCAGAGAGUCAAGCUAGAUCAGAAAGAACAAGUUGUCAACGCUGAACAUGCAAAGUCUGAUUAAAAUCUUACAUCUUUCAACAGUUUAUUUUAUUUUAUUUACAUAUUGUAAUAGCAUAAAUAACGUAUAUAUGUACAUAUGUAGAAAUAUUAAUGUUGGGACUCAAUCUGUUAUAUAUGAUAUGUACAUAAAUAUAUUAAGAAGGAAUUGGAAUUCAA
Molecule: messenger RNA, 705 nt
Organism: Ceratitis capitata (Mediterranean fruit fly)
Lineage: Eukaryota; Metazoa; Arthropoda; Insecta; Diptera; Tephritidae
Gene: Tmem18
Product: transmembrane protein 18
Exons: 4
Coding region: 98-550 (150 amino acids)
Cellular component (GO): nuclear membrane
Source: RefSeq, a predicted model, not a curated record